Diceros bicornis minor is the source of this 2456-nucleotide messenger RNA. It is a transcript of the gene ITGB3, whose product is annotated as integrin subunit beta 3. Bases 5 to 2359 code for a protein of 784 amino acids. Gene Ontology annotation, biological process: cell migration; cell adhesion mediated by integrin; integrin-mediated signaling pathway. Gene Ontology annotation, cellular component: integrin complex; cell surface; focal adhesion. NCBI's taxonomy places the organism in Eukaryota, Metazoa, Chordata, Mammalia, Perissodactyla, Rhinocerotidae. Gene Ontology annotation, molecular function: fibronectin binding; fibrinogen binding; integrin binding. The transcript has 15 exons. The record is from RefSeq and is a predicted model, not a curated record.
CGAGAUGCGAGCGCGGCGGCUCUGGGCCGCUGUGCUGGUGCUGGGGGCGCUGGCGGGCGUCGGCGUCGGAGGGCCCAACAUCUGUAUCACACGAGGCGUGAGCUCCUGCCAACAAUGUCUGGCUGUGAGUCCCAUGUGUGCCUGGUGCUCAGAUGAGGCCCUGCCUCUGGGCUCACCCCGCUGUAACCUGAAGGAGAAUCUGCUGAAGGAUAACUGUGCCCCGGAGUCCAUCGAGUUCCCUGUCAGUGAUGCCAGAAUCCUGGAGGACAGGCCCCUCAGUGACAAGGGCUCUGGAGACAGCUCCCAGAUUACUCAAGUCAGUCCCCAGAGGAUUGCGCUCCACCUGCGGCCAGAUGAUUCGAAGAGUUUCUCCGUCCAAGUCCGGCAGGUGGAGGAUUACCCCGUGGACAUCUACUACUUGAUGGACCUGUCUUACUCCAUGAAGGAUGAUCUGGGGAGCAUCCAGAACCUGGGUACCAAGCUGGCCUCCCAGAUGCGCAAACUCACCAGUAACCUGCGGAUUGGUUUCGGAGCCUUUGUGGACAAGCCUGUGUCUCCAUACAUGUUUAUCUCCCCACCAGAGGCCCUUAAAAACCCCUGCUAUGAUAUGAAGGCCACCUGUUUGCCCAUGUUUGGCUACAAACACGUGCUGACGCUAACUGACCAGGUGACCCGUUUCAAUGAGGAGGUGAAGAAGCAGAGUGUGUCACGGAACCGAGAUGCCCCAGAGGGUGGCUUUGAUGCCAUCAUGCAGGCUACAGUCUGUGAUGAGAAGAUUGGCUGGAGGAAUGAUGCAUCCCACUUGCUGGUGUUUACCACUGAUGCCAAGACCCAUAUAGCAUUGGAUGGAAGGCUGGCAGGCAUUGUCCAGCCCAAUGAUGGGCAGUGUCAUGUUGGCAGUGACAACCAUUACUCUGCCUCCACUACCAUGGAUUAUCCCUCUCUGGGGCUGAUGACUGAGAAGCUAUCCCAGAAAAACAUCAAUUUGAUCUUUGCAGUGACUGAAAAUGUAGUCAAUCUCUACCAGAACUAUAGUGAGCUUAUCCCGGGGACCACAGUGGGGAUUCUGUCUGCCAAUUCCAGCAAUGUCCUUCAGCUCAUUGUUGAUGCUUAUGGGAAAAUCCGCUCUAAAGUAGAGCUGGAAGUGCGUGAUCUCCCUGAGGAGUUGUCUCUAUCCUUCAACGCCACCUGUCUCAACAACGAGGUCAUCCCAGGCCUCAAGUCUUGUGUUGGACUCAAGAUUGGAGACACGGUGAGCUUCAGCAUUGAGGCCAAGGUGCGUGGCUGCCCCCAGGAGAAGGAGAAGUCCUUCACCAUCAAGCCUGUGGGCUUCAAAGACAGCCUCACCAUCCAGGUCGCCUUCGACUGCGACUGUGACUGCCAGGCCCAGGCUGAGCCUCACAGCCACCGCUGCAACAACGGCAAUGGGACCUUUGAGUGUGGGGUGUGCCGCUGCGGGCCUGGCUGGCUGGGGUCCCAGUGCGAGUGCUCGGAAGAGGACUACCACCCCUCCCAGCAGGAUGAGUGCAGCCCCCGGGAGGGCCAGCCCAUCUGCAGCCAGCGGGGAGAGUGCCUCUGUGGCCAGUGCGUCUGCCAUACCAGUGACUUUGGCAAGAUCACGGGCAAGUACUGUGAGUGUGAUGACUUCUCCUGUGUCCGCUACAAGGGGGAGUUGUGCUCAGGUCAUGGCCAGUGCAGCUGUGGGGACUGCCUGUGUGACUCCGACUGGACCGGCUACUACUGCAACUGUACCACGCGCACUGACACCUGCAUGUCCAGCAACGGGCUGCUGUGCAGUGGCCGGGGCAAGUGCGAAUGUGGCAGCUGCCUCUGCAUCCAGCCAGGCUCCUACGGGGACACCUGUGAGAAGUGUCCCACCUGCCCUGAUGCCUGCACCUUUAAGAAGGAGUGUGUGGAGUGUAAGAAGUUUAACCGGGGAGCUCUCUACGAGAAAAAUACCUGCACCCGUUACUGUCGUGAUGAGAUUGAGUCUGUGAAGGAGCUUAAGGAUACUGGCAAGGAUGCAGUGAAUUGUACCUACAAGAAUGAGGAUGACUGUGUUGUCAGAUUCCAGUACUAUGAAGACUCCAGUGGAAAGUCCAUCCUAUAUGUGGUAGAAGAGCCAGAGUGUCCCAAGGGUCCUGACAUCCUGGUGGUCCUUCUUUCAGUGAUGGGGGCCAUUCUGCUCAUCGGCCUUGCUACUCUGCUCAUCUGGAAGCUCCUCAUCACCAUCCAUGACCGGAAGGAGUUUGCUAAAUUUGAGGAAGAGAGAGCCAGAGCAAAAUGGGAUACAGCCAACAACCCACUGUAUAAAGAGGCCACAUCCACCUUCACCAAUGUCACCUACCGGGGCACUUAAUGAGAAGGAGUUGUCCUCAGAUCAUUACCAGACUGUCCCAGGAUUGUAGGCGUCUCUGCUGUCAUGUUUACAGGGGACAAUAUCUGUGGAGUGGGAU